CCCCCAGGCCCCACGAAAUGCAUGCAACUCAACGAAAUGGAGCAGGGAACACCUUGAGAAACACCGACACGUCUUCUCUAUUCGUCCAUCGACUGGGGCUUGUCCUCCUCCUGCUGCUGCUGUGGCGCUUCCAGUCCAUCCUCGCACUCAUCUCUUUCCUUCUCCCAUUGGAAGAACCGGAGAAAGUCAGCCAACGAUAUGGUGCACUUCAUACCCACCAGGCUCUGCUUCUUCAACCGCUUUGUUCGUGUGGGUUCUCUCAGAUAAUGCAGCUCAAUGCCAUCUUUGUCCAACCGCGUCACCUUGACAGUGUGCUCACGAGUGAGCUCCUUGACGUGACGGAUCCUCACAGUGGAAUACAAUGCGGGAAGCAGCGAAUCGUCCCGAAGGUCAGAGCCACUCUCACGAUUCUCAUAGUCUUGCACGAGCUCUCUGCAACUCAGGCUGCUUUCGUCUUCCCAGGUGGCAUGUGAUAAGGGAUACCACCGCCACUUGAGCUUGUAUUGCACCUUGCCUCUGUGCGUCCUCUUGCCGACAAUCGCUUCCACUUCAUGCACAACACCCUUUUCGAAGCGUGGGUCUGGCUGAAUGUCUCCCAGGCAUAAGUCAUCCUCGCCUAGACCAGCAGCUCCUUCACGUCUCCCUUCGCUGUCCCUCUUUGCGGCUGGCACACGGUCUUGCCCGACAGCAAAGUCCUUCAAGAGAUCAUCUUGGUCAGGGGUCAAGAAUGCGUCCUGAUUGAAAACUGUCUGCCUUCUAUCCCUUCGCAACAAGCCGCUGGAGACCUCAACAGCUCUCUCAUCGUCUAUGUGCUGCUCCGACGACGAUGUCGCAGCCUUCAGCCGAUCAACGUUCAGAUUCUUGGCCUUCGCCGCACAUACGCACCUUGUAUGUGACGGGCCCUGUCUUGCUCUCAACAAUUUCAACCGUCCGCCAAGGUGAGAUGAGCUUCUUCGUAAGGCCCUUUGGCACCUGAUCAUUGAAAAUUCGCACUCUGUCUCCCGAUUUGAAUUCCCUUGGUGCAGGCAGGUCGCUCUCACGAGCAGCCACUUGUUGUUUCGCUCUAUCCAUGUUCUUGCGAGCCUCCUUAUGGAUGGCUUGGAUGCCUUCGACUAUCAGCUUGACGGCAUCAUCGGGAUCGAUUGUCUUUGCCGCCGUCUCAUUCAUUGCGACGAGCCGUGCGGUGCUGCCAGGGUGGACUGCCUCGCGCCCGGUCAGCAUCUUGAAUGGCGUAAAGCCAGUCGACUCAUGCUCCGUCGUACGGUACGCAUACAGGAAAAGAGGGAUGACCCUGUCCCAGUUGGUCUGUUUCUUGUUCAGAUACGGGCGGAUUCUGUCUUUCAGAGUGCGAUUGAAGCGCUCAAUCAUGCCAUUGCCCUGUGGAUGCAUCGGCGUUAUCGUUGUGUGUUUGAUUCUCAGCCUCGUUGUCACUUCGCGCAUCAGCUGAUUGACGAAAUGGCUUCCAUUGUCGGUGAGAAUCUCCUCCGGCAGACCAUGUCUCACAACGACUGCCUCCAU
This is a messenger RNA of Vitrella brassicaformis, 1518 nucleotides long. NCBI's taxonomy places the organism in Eukaryota, Vitrellaceae. The record is from the annotation of a GenBank genome assembly.